Molecule: messenger RNA, 2949 nt
Organism: Rotaria socialis
Lineage: Eukaryota; Metazoa; Rotifera; Eurotatoria; Philodinida; Philodinidae
Source: the annotation of a GenBank genome assembly
AUGACUUCAAGUACUUCAAAAGAUGCAAACUUUGCACUUGUCGGAAUACGACUAGGAGCUAGUAAUAUUGUUGUUGCUUAUUUUAAAGAUGGUCGAAGUGAAACUGUUGUUAAUGAAUUAGGUGAUCGUGUUACACCAACAUUUGUUACAUUCAGUGAAGGAAAUGAUAUUUCCAUGGGACUUCCAGCAAAACAAAAUUUUGCACGUAAUCAACAGAAUACCGUUAUAUGGGCAUCACAUUUUCUCGAGAAACACGAUGAUAAUGAUAUUUUAUUAACAAAGUAUAAUCAAAAAUCUCCCAUAAGUGUUAUUGAAAAUGAAAAUAGAAUAGAAUUUUGUUUAACCAUUGAUGGUAAAACAAAAUCAAUAAAUCUUGAAAGUGUUAUAAUUCACCUAUUAAAUUACGUUCGACAACUUGUUCAAGCUGUUACCGGUUCGCGUGAAGUACAAGCUGUAUUAUCUGUACCUCACAAAAUGACUCAAACAGUUAAUCAAGAAUUGAUUCAAACUUGCAUGAAGAAAGGUGGUAUUGAACUUCAUUCAAUUAUUUCAGAUGCAUGUUCCGCUUGUUUGGCUUAUGAAUUAGAUAAAGAGAGUGGACACGUUGAAAGUAAUAUUCUCGUGUAUCGUCUUGGUGGCUCAACUUAUGAAUGUUCGAUAAUACGAACAGCUGGUGGAUGUCUUCAAACAAUUGCUUCAGUUGAUGGAUUUGAAAACAGUGGUGAUGAUUUUACCGAUCUUAUAAUAGAUGUGAUAGCGGAUGAAUUUCAAAAAAAGAACAAAAGUGAUCCAAGAUUAUCACAAAGAUCAUUACUUAAACUUCGUGCUUGUUCUGAACAAGCUAAACAUGUCCUAUCAACAACACCUGUAACUCAAUGUUCGAUUGACGCAUUAUAUGAUGGUAUUGACCUUGAUUCUAAUAUUAGCAGACUUCGUUUUGACGGUGUAGCUAAUUCUUUAAUUAAUAAUUGUCUAAAACCUAUUGAUAUUGUAAUGGAUAAAGCACAAUUACAACCCGAUGACAUUAAAUUGAUUGUUUUAUGUGGUGGUGGUACAAAAAUUCCUAAACUACGUGAUGCUAUUCAAGAUAGACUACCUAAUGCUGACAUGCUUUCAUCGAUCACUGGUGAUGAAGUCAUUGCACUUGGUGCAGCACGACAAUGUUAUAUUGAAAAUAAAUAUGCUAAAAUUCAAUUGUCAACGGAUAAAAAUAAUUAUGAACGCGUUGGUUCACGUUAUUUUCGUUCACAUUUAAUAAUAACUGACGACCAAAAAGCCGAAAUAAGUGAUAGCGAUGGUGACGGUGACGAAGAUGAUGAAAAAGAAAACGAUCAAAUUGAUAUUGACUGGAAUAAACAUGAAUCUUAUUUACGUAAACUUGAUUUAGGCGAUUGGAAAAAUCAAGAUCAUUAUAAAGUGUUAGGUUUAUCGAAAUUACGUUAUAAAGCAACACAAAAACAAGUACGUAAUGCGCACAAAUUAAUGAUAUUACGUUAUCAUCCAGAUAAAUCUAAACGUAUUGAAAGUGAACGUUUUUCAUUAAUAACUCAUGCUUUUGAACUAUUAUCGAAUCCAACAUUAAGACGAUCAUAUGAUAGUAUUGAUCCAAAGUUCGAUGAUUCAAUACCAAAUCCGACAACAACUGAUAAUUUCUACCAACUAUUUGGGCCUGUUUUUGAACGUAAUGCACGCUGGUCUAUACAUCAACAUGUACCAUUAUUAGGAAAUGAUGAUACAUCAUUUGAACAAGUCGAUAGAUUUUAUCGAUUUUGGUAUGAUUUUGUUUCUUGGCGUGAAUAUUCAUUUUUGGAUGAAGAAGAUAAAUCUCAAGGGCAAGAUCGUGAUGAACGACGCUAUAUUGAAAAAUUGAAUCGUGGUGAAAGACAAAAACGUAAGAAAACCGAAACAACACGUCUAAGAAAUUUAGUUGACCGUGCUUAUGCACUUGAUCCACGUAUAAAAAGACAGAAAAAGGAAGAACAACAACGAAAAGAUGAUGAAAAACUGCGUCGUAAACAAGAAAUUGAUAAAAGACGACAAGAACAAAAACAAAAAGAAAUUGACGAAGCAAAUCGUAUUGCUGAAGAGAAACAACGUGUAGACGCAGAAGCAAAACGUAAACAAGAUGAAGUUAAACGUGAAAAAGACGCCCAAAAAAAAUUAAUUAAAAAAGAAAAGAAACAAUUCCGAGAUUUAUGUAAAGAAUCUAAUUAUUUCAAUGAUGCUGCUGCACCUAAAAAUCUAAAACAGAUUGAACAAAUUGAAACAUUAAUUGAACAUCUUUCUAUUGACGAUUUGAAAGCAUUGAAUGAGAAAUUAAAAGAAGAAAAUGCAGAUCAAUCUUCAAUUGUUCUUUCCGAAGUGAGAAAAAUGGAAGAACAAAUGCAUCAAUCACGUUUAGAAUCAUCUCAACAAUCUUCAUCGUCUUCAUCAGCAUCAGCAUCAAAUUCAAAUUCAAAAAUAAAAUGGACCACAGAAGACAUCGAAUUACUUGUUAAAGCACUGCGAAUAUAUCCAGCUGGUGUACAAAAUCGUUGGUUAGUUGUACAAGAAUAUCUGAAACGUAGUGGUGGAAAUCCGAAUCGUACAGCACAAGAUAUAAUGCAAAAAGCAAAAGAUAUUGGUAGUGGGAAAAAAGAAGUUGCAGAAACAAUAUCAUCAUUAGAAAAUAUUGCGCUCAAUUCACAUAAACAAACAUCAAUGUUAGAAAAUCAAGCUAAACUUAGCCAACUAGAAGUUAGCGAACGUGAUGAUGUCACAACACCAUGGUCAGUUGAUGAACAACGUAUAUUUGAACAAGCAUUAAGAACAUAUCCAGCAACAUUAGGUGCAUCACGAUGGGAUCAAAUAGCUGAAAGUUUACCGUCAAGAACUAAAAAAGAAUGUUUAGAACGUUAUAAAGAAUUAGCUAGAAUGGUUCAAGCGAAAAAAGCAACAAACAAAUCUUAA